UCCCUCCCACCGCACUAUAUAAACUCUCUCUUUCUCUCUCUCUUAACAGCAGCAGCUCAGCUCCAAACCGAAGAGGAAAGAGGAGAGAAUCCCCAAAAAAAAAAAAAAAAAUUUAAACAACGCACAAAAAUCUCUGCGUCUCUCCUCUCCCUCUCUCUCUCUCUCUCUACAUCGCAGCUCGCCUCGGCCGCUCCAGGUCUUCCCCUAUGGACUCUAAAUCCGUCGUCGACAUGAUCGAGGCAUCGUCUGGUGCCCACUUUUCGGGGUUUCACAUGAAUGGGUUGCAGCGUACUGUUGCAGCCGAGCAGCCAUCAACCUCCUCCCCUGACAACAUGCACAAGCAACCGUUUGUGAUUGGGGUUGCUGGAGGGGCGGCAUCUGGGAAGACUACAGUUUGUGAUAUGAUCAUUCAACAGCUUCACGAUCAGCGUGUCGUGCUUGUUAAUCAGGAUUCCUUCUACCAUAAUCUAAGCGAAGAGGAACUUACUCGAGUCCAUGAGUACAACUUUGACCACCCUGAUGCAUUUGAUACUGGGAAACUACUCUCCUCAAUGGAGAAGUUGAAGCAUAUGCAAGCUGUAGAUAUUCCAAAUUAUGACUUCAAGAGUUACAAAAACAAUGUGUUUCCUGCAAGAAGGGUUAAUCCAUCCGAUGUUAUAAUCUUGGAGGGAAUACUUAUCUUUCACGAUCCUCGUGUCCGAGAUUUGAUGAAUAUGAAGAUAUUUGUUGAUACAGAUGCUGAUGUACGUCUCGCAAGAAGGAUAAGGCGGGAUACUGUUGAAAAGGGAAGAGAUAUUGGUGCAGUGCUAGAUCAGUACUCAAAAUUCGUAAAGCCUGCUUUCGAUGACUUUAUUCUCCCUACAAAGAAGUAUGCUGAUAUUAUUAUUCCUCGUGGAGGAGACAAUCAUGUAGCGGUUGAUUUAAUUGUACAACACAUAAGGACAAAGCUUGGGCAGCAUGAUCUUUGUAAAAUAUAUCCUAACCUAUACGUCAUUCAAUCAACUUUUCAGAUACGGGGUAUGCAUACUCUCAUACGUGAUUCUCAAACCACAAAGCAUGAUUUUGUCUUUUAUGCUGAUCGUUUGAUUCGUCUGGUGGUGGAACAUGGCUUGGGACACCUACCAUUUACAGAGAAACAAGUGAUCACUCCAACAGGCUCUGUAUAUACUGGCGUGGACUUCUGUAAGAGGUUGUGUGGUGUCAGUGUAAUCAGGAGUGGGGAAAGUAUGGAGAAUGCUCUCCGGGCAUGCUGUAAAGGUAUCAAAAUAGGGAAAAUUCUCAUCCACAGAGAAGGUGACAACGGUCAGCAGGUACUAAACACUAGACAGUUCCCCCUUUCCUUCUGCCCCAGUCUACUCAUUUUUGUAACCUCUUCUAUAUGUGGCAUCCAGCUAAUCUACGAGAAGUUGCCAACAGACAUCGCAGAUAGGCAUGUAUUAUUGUUGGAUCCCAUCCUCGGCACAGGAAACUCGGCUGUUCAAGCUAUUUCUCUACUCAUAAGAAAGGGUGUUCCGGAGUCGAACAUCAUCUUUCUCAAUCUAAUAUCUGCACCCCAAGGAGUGCAUGUGGUGUGCAAGGCCUUCCCGAGAAUAAAGAUCGUGACAUCUGAGAUCGAUAUCGGCCUGAACGAGGACUUCCGCGUCGUACCUGGGAUGGGUGAAUUCGGAGACCGUUACUUCGGGACAGAUGACGAUGAGCAGCAAGUGGUGCUGGCCCCACCCCAAUAAUUCCCCGAGGGUGCCUCUCUCCCUCUUCCUCUCCUGUUCUUCAUAUCCUCCGUGUCACUUUCACCCGAACUUUCGUGCCUCAUUGUGAUGUAUUUCUCCAGUCUCUAAUUUUUUUUUUGAUUCUGAAACAAUUUUGACUCCCAUCAGAACCUCCAGCUUCAUAUUUAUAAUCUCUGCUACUCGAUA
Messenger RNA from Punica granatum (pomegranate), 1913 nucleotides. The record is from RefSeq and is a predicted model, not a curated record. NCBI's taxonomy places the organism in Eukaryota, Viridiplantae, Streptophyta, Magnoliopsida, Myrtales, Lythraceae.